AUGUCCAAAGUUUUAAAAGAUUUCCUAGCCGUUGAUAAAGAACAAGAGUUAUUGCAAAGUUUUAUACGUUUAGGAGCGCCCAGCGAUGAGGAGGCUCUUGACGAUUCCAAUCAACAUAAAAAGGGAGCUGCUAGAAGACGUGCCAGCAGCUAUACUUCACCCAGAAAGGCAACAGAUAAUCGCCGUAAAUCGGUGAAAUUUUUUGAUGGUGCUGAGGGUCCGACCGAAAAAUCUACGGGACAACGAAUGAAUCGCAUAGAGGCGGAGCUGAGAGCUGCACGUAAAAAAUCCGAAGAUUUAGCUGCUAAAAAGAAAAAGCCAAAAGAAAAUUUUGUAGAUUUCUAUACGGAUAAGGAUCGUGCGGCUGCAGUUAGUGCGGGGGCGUAUGAUAUUAAGCAGAGUUUACAAAUCAAACAGAAACAGGAUCGCAAUGAAACGCUGCUGAUACCAGAUGAGGCGGAUAUAAGUUCGAUUAUAGCGUUGGGUUUGAAAGAGAUCAAAAAUGCAAAUCCGGAAAAUGCCAUACAUUUCUUUUCGAAGGCCCUUGAACUGAACAACACCGACAUUAAUGCCUUAGUCUCACGCAGCAAAUGCUAUUUACUGUUGGGUGAAGCUUCUAAGGCUUUAAUUGAUGCCGAGACAGCCUUAGCUGAGGAUAAAAACAAUAUACGAGCCAUUUAUCAAAAAGCUGAAUCCCUCUACUAUUUAGGACAAUUUGAACAGAGUCUUAUGUACUUCCAUCGCGGUCUACGUGCUCGCCCCGAAUUGGCCUCCUUUCGCCUGGGUGUGCAAAAAACCCAAGAAGCUAUAGAAAACACCAUAGGCGUUAAGAAUUCCAAGCCCGGAACAGCUGGUAAAAAUAAACCUAAACGUUCGGGUGAUAAUACACCUAAAUCACAAAUGACUACUUCAAGACCUCAACGACCUAAGCCAACUAAGGCAGAGUUGGAGCGCAGAAAUGCUCGCAAACUUUUAGGAGAACUUUGUGUGGAUAAAGAGUAUUUGGAGAAUUUACUUAAACAUCCUGAUUUAGUGAGAGCCGAUACAAAUACGGAGAAUAUUUCAAUGUAUGCCAAGGAGGCGGUAGAUUUUCUCAAUAAACGUCAAGAAUUCUGGCGACAACAGAGACCCUGCACCGCCUUGCCGAAUCAUAAGAAUUUGCCGAUGGAUGCUAUGCCGAGAUGGUUCUAGAUUUAAGGUUUUUAAAAUGCUACAAAUUUUCAAAAGGACUGUGGACCAGACU
Molecule: messenger RNA, 1243 nt
Organism: Lucilia sericata (common green bottle fly)
Lineage: Eukaryota; Metazoa; Arthropoda; Insecta; Diptera; Calliphoridae
Product: tetratricopeptide repeat protein 25-like
Exons: 2
Coding region: 1-1191 (396 amino acids)
Cellular component (GO): cytoplasm
Molecular function (GO): protein binding
Source: RefSeq, a predicted model, not a curated record